UAUUGUUAUUGCCAUCGUCGUCGGUGCUGCUCCUGCCGUUAUUAGCAUUACACAUACUACUACUACUACUACUACUACUACUACUACUGCUGUUGCUACGUCUACCUUUCAAGCCACAAGUGCAGUUCUUACUUUCAUUCCUAUCUCCAAUAUCAGAAUCUCCAACUGAUUCUGCGAUGACAAACACUUGUUUUUAUUUUUUUAUUUUUCUUUCGGCAUCUUUUUUUGUUUGUUUUGGCGUUAAAACUGCCAAUUGUCUGAGCUGCCAUAGCGUUGCGUUGUGGUGUUCAUGCUGCACCUCAUUUCAUUACCUGAACCAUUAACACAUUCGUUAGCCGUUGUAAUUACUGUUUUAGUAAUUAUUUAUUAAUUGACUCCAUACCAUUUCUUUUACUUAUUUAUUUUUUCCUUUUGUUUCUUUCCAUUUUUUUUUUGUCUUUUACUAGUCCUGAAAUUUUUUUGACAUUUUGAUUUACAUCUAUCUACCAUAUUCCAUUAAUUCCUUCAAUUAUUGUUGUUGUUCUUGUUAUUAUUGUUCCCACAUUAUUUCAUUUAUUUUAUAUUUUUUGUUCUUUUCCAUUUCCUACAUAUAAAAAAAAAACCUUUUUUUUUUGGUUUUUGUUUGCCGGCAUUUACUCUACAUCCUAUCUAUUGAAAACAAUUUUAUGCGUGUUUUUUUCUUUAUUUUUCCAUUUUUUCUCAUCGCCACACAAACAGACGCAAAAUCUUAGAAUUCUGCGCGUUGUGAGGCAGGAACAAUGUCGAAAAAGUCGAUAAAAGGAGCCUACCCUCUUGAAAAUUAUGGCACUAUCUCGGGAGAUUCUGACGAUAAAGUCAGGAUUUUGGAUUCACCUGAAGAGGAAUCUGAAAAUGUAGAAGCGACUGUGAUUAAUGUACAACAUGCAAGGGGAAAUCUUGAUAACUCAUGCUUCUUCAACGAUGGAAUUAGUAAAGUUGAUUUUGUCCUGGUGUAUACUGAGAAGACAGACAAACCAAACUCAAAUGAUAACAAGAUGAAGGCAUUCAGAAAGAAAUUCAAGUCUAACCUCAUCAAAACUGGACUACUCUUAGAAGAAGAAAUCAUUAAAAGUGAGAAGAAAGACAUGCAUCACAUCAAGAUACAUGCCCCUUGGGAAGUAUUGUGUUACUACGCUGAAGAUCUGAGCUUUCGAGCACCUCUACAGAAGUAUGGCAAGGAGGCAAAUGCCAUUUCACUGUGUUGCCAUUUCAUGGUGUUACCAUUUCACUGCAUUAUGAUUUCGCUGUAUUACCAUUUCACUGUAUUACCAUUUCACUGUGUUACUAUUUCACUGUUCCUGGGAAGUGAUGACCACCUCAACUUCUUCACUAGCACCCAGCGCAGUGCGGCUGUCUGGGAGAUUCUCUCCACCACCGUUUAUGGUCGGCGAAAAAAGGCAGAAAUCGGCAUUGAGAGAAUGAUUGAUGAGAAGAUUAUCUCCGACGCAUUCCCCUUGCACGAUGGGCCUUACCAUAUGCCACCAGAACCCUACAACCCUGAAAAUCUAAACAUGAGACAGAUCCUGUACAAGUACUGGGCACGCUGGGGUUGCUGGUAUAAAUAUCAACCCCUUGACCACAUACGAUAUUAUUUUGGGGAAAAAGUCGCCAUUUAUUUUGCGUGGUUGGGUUUCUACACUGGAUGGCUCUUACCAGCUGCUGUUGUUGGAUUACUGGUAUUUCUUUCGGGGGCUUUCAAUAUCAGCGCAAACCCCAUCGCUAAACACAUCUGUGAGAGCGGCAAAGAUUACAAAAUGUGUCCCGUCUGUGAUGAAGACAUCGGGUGCGAAUUUUGGUACCUUUCAGACAUUUGUAUCUACUCAGAGAUCUCGUAUUUAUUCGAUCAUCCUGGGACAGUAUUUUAUGCUGUUUUUGUCUCAUUCUGGGCCAUUUCCUUCUUGGAAUACUGGAAACGGAAAAAUGUCAACUUAGCUCAUCAUUGGGAUGUUCUUGGAUUUGAAGAGGAAGAGGAACGACCUCGUCCUGCAUAUGCAGCCAAAGCCACUGAAAUGGAAACCAAUCCAAUAACUGGUAUCAAAGAACCAUAUUUCCCACCCAAGAAACGGAUUCCUCGAAUUCUUUCUGGAAUGGUCAUCAUUGUAUUAAUGAUCUGUUUGGUCCUCGUCUUCAUCAUUGCUGUUAUCAUGUACCGUGUGUUAGUCAGUAUCCCACUAUUCAAGAACGAAGAUCUCCGGCCCAGGGCUGCCAUCAUAGCCAGUACAUCAGCUGCCAUCGUCAACUUGAUAUUCAUUAUGUUACUAGGCAAGGUCUACGAGAGGCUGGCAUUCAGUUUGACUCAGUGGGAAAUGCAUCGGACACAGACAGACUUCGAAGACCAGUUGAUAUUCAAGGUGUUUCUUUUCCAAUUUGUGAAUUUCUAUUCUUCGAUUUUCUACAUCGCUUUCUUUAAAGGAAGAUUUGUUGGUUAUCCUGGACAUUACAAGAGAUUUUUUGGAUUGAGACAGGAAGAAGUAAGUUCCGUUACGCAUUCAUGGAAUGUCAUUUCUAUUAUUUUCUUUUCAUUUAUUAUUUUUGUUACUUUUGUUGUUUAUUUUUACUUGUUUCAGUCACUGUGUUGUGACCAUGUUGGAGCACCUCCAAGAAUAAAAACUCGCCUCCACAGAUUCAAAAUUCGAACGAAGGGUUCCAAUAUAAAUCUCGAGAAAACCGGUGACUUCAGCCUCAUUCGGCAUGAAGGGCUGUUUGAUGAGUACCUGGAAAUGAGUACGGCAUUCCUGAUUGCGUUCACGUCUGAAUUCCUUCCGAAAAUGCUCUACCAGUACACUCAUAGCUAUGAUCUGGAGGGAUACACCAACUUCACUUUAGCAUAUUCUCCAAAUGGAACUUUAUCUGAAGAAUGCAGAUAUUUUGCAUUCCGGGGCAAAGAAGGCCAUUAUACGAUAUUCUUCUGGAGACUUCUAGCUUCACGGUUAUCAUUUGUAAUUAUAUUUGAACACAUAGUAUUCAGCACAUUUAAACUCAUUGAUUUUGCGGUACCGGAUGUACCAGAAAGUCUGGAACAGAAGAUCAAGAGAGAACGGUACCUUGCGAAGCAGGCGCUAGCAGACACUGAUGCAUUGUUUAAGUUUACAAACAGAGAUGAAGAAGAUGGCAUGGAACAAACACCAACAGGAGCCGCGUCCACAAACAAAGCUUUGUAACUGCCACUACAUACUUUUGCUACAAAUAUCUUUAUUUUAAUACACCAAGAUACACACACACACACACACACACACGCAAUCAAAGACUGGAAUUUAUGGUGUUGUCUCUAAUUCUUCAAUUAUGGUCAUUUUCUCCACAGAACAUGGGAAAUACAUUUCUUGAAUAUAAAUAUUGAUUUUUAAUAUGAAUAGAAAUAAAUUCAUAAUAUUAUAAUAAUAUAUUUUUAUUGCUGUAAACCAUGUGAAUUUCUUCAAAAGUAACGAAAAUAAUUAAUAUAUAUAUAUGUCUGUCUGUAUGUCUGUAUGUAUGUAUGUAUGUAUGGUUCUAAGUAUGUAUAUAACACUUGUUUCUUGCUCAAAUUUUCCAUUUAUUAUAUCAUUCUUUAUCAUUAUUAUUAUUAUUAUUAUUAUUAUUAUUAUUGUUGUUGUUGUUGUUGUUGUUAUUGAAUGAGAGAGCAAUAUAUACCACCAAAGUGACACUGGGGUGCAAAUAUAUGAAACCCAGUACAUGACUACCCGUCUGAUAAGGGUACACCAGGCACAUGCAUCGUAACCACAUGUGCACAACAUGGUGAUCUCAUAGCAAGAUAAACGGCACAUGACCUUGCAGGUGGGUGCCCAGUUAGAAUUUCCUUCAAGUUGAGUAGCCCCUUCUGCUCAAAAGGUCCCUGAAUAAGGUUUGGUUAAGGAUGAUGAACAAAACACCUAUGUUUCCAGGAGUGAAUUAUUCCAACCACAAAGAAUUCCUCUCAUUAUUAUUAUUAUUAUUAUUAUUAUUAUUAUUAUUAUUAUUAUUAUUAUUAUUAUUAUUAUCAUUAUUAUUAUUUAAUACAUUGCACAGUAUACAAUAUCAUGAAGUUGUUGAUUGAAGAUAUUGUGCCUACCGGGGGUUUGUACUCUUUGUCAAGUCACAAGAAGGACCUCAAUAUGCGUGCAAUUCCAAGUAAUGCUGACAUUUGCAAUACAUCUAGAUUCCAGAUGUUUCUUUAGGUUGGGCGGUAUUAUUUUUUUAUGAUUAUUAUUAUUAUUAUUAUUAUUAUUAUUAUUAUUAUUAAGGCAGCGAGCUGGCAGAAUCGUCAGAACACCAGGCAAAAUGCUUAUCGAUAUUUCGCCUAUCAUUACAUUCUGUGUUCAAAUUCCACCAAGGUCGACUUUGCCUUUCAUCCUUUUGGGGUUGAUUAAAUAAGUACCAGUUUACCAGUUAUAUACUGGAGUGAAUGUAUUCGGCUAUCUCCUUCCCCCCCCCCCAAAUUUCAGGCCUUGUGCCUUCAGUACAAAGGAUUAUUAUUAUUAUUAUUAUUAUAAACAUUUAACAUUUCACUUUGAAAUUAUUUAUUUAUAUAAACAUUAUUCUUUCUUUCUUUCUUUCUUUCUUUCUUCUUCUUCUUCUUUCCAACCUUCCAACCCACAUCAGCUGGUCUGUGCAUCUGUGUAUGUGUGUGUGUGUGUGCACGUGUGUGUGCACACCUCUGGGCCCUCUCGUGCACACUUCCCUCCAUCCAUCCCUCCUAUGCUCACUCACUCACUCUCUCAUACUCUCUCACACAUACACACACAUGGACACAUGUACGCACACACACACACAUACAUAUGUUAUUUUCAAAUUUGUUUUCCGAUUCCAACUUUGACCAUUCUUUGCCAUAUUCCAAAUGGCAGAAAUUCUUAUACAGUCCUUGCAGCAGCUAUUCACUCCAGCACAGCAGAACCACAGCAUCCUUCAUGAAUACACGCACAUGCACACACACACACACACACAUUUAUACAUAUACACUCAAAACACAUGCAUGCAGAAACAUACACACAUGCACACAC
Molecule: messenger RNA, 4991 nt
Organism: Octopus bimaculoides (California two-spot octopus)
Lineage: Eukaryota; Metazoa; Mollusca; Cephalopoda; Octopoda; Octopodidae
Product: anoctamin-7
Biological process (GO): chloride transmembrane transport
Cellular component (GO): plasma membrane
Molecular function (GO): protein dimerization activity; chloride channel activity
Source: RefSeq, a predicted model, not a curated record